UCUCCCCGCCCGCUCCCUCCUCCUCCUCCUUCUCCUUCCCCCGGUGUAAGUGUCUGUCCGUUCGCCGCCCGGAGGUGCCGGGCACAGGGUGGAGGCUCUCCCGGUCGCACUGUGAACCUGGCUGGUUUGGGAUUCUUGCAGCAAGUUGACCUCGCCGUCCCCUUCCACGGGUAAUUAUUUGCGGCUGUGCUAUCCUACCGGCGUUGUGUAGUGUACGUCAGGAGCCUUCAGCACUCCAUCUGCCAUCGUCAUCCUCCUCCUUUCCUAGAGUCUCUAACAGGUCGACUGAAUGGUAUAUCAAAGGGUCAAUUCACACGUGGCAGAUUUCUCGUAGACGCUUCCGUACAGACACAAGAAGACAGGAUACAUCUGCCAGACGCUACGUGGUCUUCUGAUCUCUCUCUGUGCGGGUGUGAAGAGGUAUCGGACUAUGCUCCAACCAAUGCUGUGAUCUGUACUUGCAGAUAAUUUGGAGGACCAGGCCGCUGACCAUGGCUUUCAUGACGAGUGACUGGUGAUCUUUGGACGACAAGGCGGACUUUGGGAAAACAAUGUUUCUUUCAUGAGACGACGCUCUGUGGGCAGAAGCUGAAGAUGCGGCCAUGGACGGGAUCCUGGCGGUGGAUAAUGCUCAUUCUCUUUGCCUGGGGGACAUUACUCUUUUACAUUGGAGGACAUCUAGUGAGGGAUAAUGAAAAUCCAGACCAUUCCAGUAGAGAACUGUCUAAGAUAUUGGCCAAACUGGAACGAUUAAAGCAGCAGAAUGAAGACUUGAGAAGAAUGGCAGAAUCCCUCAGGAUACCUGAAGGUCCAGUGGAGCAAGGAGCCGCAGCAGGAAGGAUACGGGCAUUAGAGGAGCAGCUGCUGAAGGCCAAAGAACAGAUUGAGAUGUACAAGCAACAGUCUAGCAAUGCAGUGGCUGGCAUGGGAAAAGAUCAUGAACUCUUAAGACGGGCAAUAGAAAACGGAGCCAAGGAAUUCUGGUAUUUUGUCCAAAGUGAGCUGAAGAAACUGAAACAUUUGGACCGAAACGAACUCCAAAGACACGUUGAUGAAUUACUGAUCGACAUGGGUGAUCAGCAACGGUCAGUAAUGACAGAUCUCUACUACCUCAGUCAGACGGACGGUGCCGGUGAUUGGCGAGAAAGAGAGGCCAAAGAUUUGACAGAACUCGUACAGCGACGGAUCGCCUACGUUCAGAACCCAAAGGAUUGCAGCAAAGCCAAGAAAUUAGUGUGUAACAUCAACAAAGGGUGCGGCUACGGAUGCCAACUUCACCACGUGGUCUACUGCUUCAUGAUAGCCUUCGGCACGCAGAGGACUCUCAUCCUGGAGUCACAGAGUUGGAGAUAUGCUACCGGUGGAUGGGAGACGGUCUUUAAGCCGGUCAGUGACACAUGUACGGAUAGGUCUGGCACCUCCACCGGACACUGGUCAGGUGAGGCGAAUGACAAAGAUGUUCAAGUUGUGGAGUUGCCAAUCGUUGACAGCCUUCACCCGAGACCCCCUUAUCUACCACUUGGUGUGCCCGAGGAUCUUGCAGAUCGCUUAAUACGUUUACAUGGGGAUCCAGCCGUUUGGUGGGUCUCUCAGUUCGUCAAGUAUUUGAUUAGGCCACAAGCAUGGCUGGAAAAAGAAAUAGAGGAAUCCACCAAAAAACUAGGAUUUAAACAUCCUGUAAUUGGAGUCCAUGUUAGAAGAACCGAUAAAGUAGGGACGGAGGCGGCGUUCCACCCAAUUGAAGAAUACAUGGUGCAUGUUGAAGAACAUUUUCAGCUGCUUGCCCGCAGGAUGCAGAUUGACAAGAAACGCGUUUACUUAGCAACAGAUGACCCAGGAUUACUUAAAGAGGCAAAGUCCAAAUACCCCCAGUACGAGUUCAUCAGCGACAACUCCAUAUCCUGGUCAGCCGGUCUCCAUAAUCGAUACACAGAAAAUUCCUUGCGAGGCGUGAUCCUAGACAUCCAUUUCUUAUCACAAUCGGAUUUUCUUGUAUGCACCUUCUCCUCGCAGGUUUGCCGAGUAGCUUAUGAGAUCAUGCAGACACUCCACCCCGAUGCUUCCGCUAAUUUCAACUCCCUGGAUGAUAUUUAUUAUUUCGGAGGACAGAAUGCUCACAACCAAAUUGCCAUAUAUCCCCACCGUCCGAGAAAUGCCGAUGAAAUCCCCAUGGAACCUGGGGACGUUAUUGGCGUGGCCGGCAAUCACUGGGAUGGCUACUCAAAGGGCGUUAAUCGUAAACUAGGCCGGACCGGUCUCUACCCUUCAUACAAAGUUAAGGAAAAAAUUGAAACUAUCAAAUACCCAACAUAUCUGGAUGCUGAUAAAUGAGAGACUACCACGAGCGUCUGAUGCCGGAAGCUCCUAUGUGCCCACUGAACCACCAGACAGACUGGACUGCUCUUCUCACUUAUGUGAAGACGAAACACGACUAAAGGGACUGUAACGGGAGACGGUCUGUGCAGAACAUUUCCAGUACAAAGCUGUCUCAUACAAUCUGUCUGCCCGGUCAACAGAGCACGGUGCUCUCCUUCUGCCAUUAACUGACGGUAUCUCAGACGUUAACACUGCCAUAUUGUGCAAUUAGGGCGACCUGAAGAUGUUUUAUACUUGCGAGGUUUUAAACAAUGAUGCCCGUUACUAAUGGUUCACAUGGCCAGAAGAAUCCAGCACAGCCUGAAGCACUGUGUGGAUGCUCAUUGUGACUAUGACACUCCGGGCCAAGGGUCCAAAGGAAGUUGGAUGGUUUCACUUAACAACAUCUGAGGAGAAAGAGUCGCAUUGUUGUUCCGUACAUGGACGGCCAUCACGCAGACAAACCAUUCACUGUUUGUUGCUGUAGGAAGGUUUUUUUGUAUAAAUUCUCCAUGAGAUGAUUCUUACACACGUGUUUCUUGGCAUUGUCUUUGAUAACAAACAAUUAAAUAAGAUAAAAAUGA
Messenger RNA from Bufo bufo (common toad), 2939 nucleotides. RefSeq names its product fucosyltransferase 8 (gene FUT8). The coding region runs from base 595 to 2331 and encodes 578 amino acids. Gene Ontology annotation, cellular component: Golgi cisterna membrane. The record is from RefSeq and is a predicted model, not a curated record. Lineage: Eukaryota; Metazoa; Chordata; Amphibia; Anura; Bufonidae. Gene Ontology annotation, biological process: protein N-linked glycosylation. The transcript has 12 exons. Gene Ontology annotation, molecular function: protein binding; glycoprotein 6-alpha-L-fucosyltransferase activity.